This is a messenger RNA of Branchiostoma belcheri (Belcher's lancelet), 4372 nucleotides long. RefSeq names its product ATP-binding cassette sub-family F member 1-like. The coding region runs from base 165 to 2996 and encodes 943 amino acids. Gene Ontology annotation, molecular function: ATP hydrolysis activity; ATP binding. NCBI's taxonomy places the organism in Eukaryota, Metazoa, Chordata, Leptocardii, Amphioxiformes, Branchiostomatidae. The transcript is spliced from 24 exons. The record is from RefSeq and is a predicted model, not a curated record.
CCAGUGACGUCACUUCCGGAAAUUGUGCAAUCUCCCCGGUUUUGCCGGGCUACGCGCGGAGCCGUGGAGAUCACGUUGUUUCCCAGACGCUGCCACAAUCUGGUGCGAUUCUCUCCAAAAUACGCCACAUUUUGAACUGGUUCGAAUCCCACGGGUAGAGGACCAUGCCUAGAAAAAAGCAGAACCUUGACAUAGCCGAGGACGGGCUGAACAACGACCAAAAAGACGAUGAUAUUCCGGAGAAACGGAAAGGUGGGAGGGCGAAGCAGAAAGGCAAGUCCAAAAUGAACGAAGACGAUUCCGUUCCGGAUCGGGCCGACGUAGAGUCCGGAAAGGGUAAAGGGAACAAAGGCAAGAAAGGACGAGAUAGACGCCCCAGUCCGUCAGACUCGACAGCCACUCAGGAGUCGGAGUCGUCCGGUAAGGGCGGGAAGAAGGGGCGCGGGAAGAAGGGCCGUAACCGCAGCCCCAGUCCUGGACUGGAGGAGGAGAUAAACCAGCUGAGGAUAGACCAGGGGAUGGAGCAGGGGGAGGACCAGUCUGCACAGCCCACAAAAAAGAAAAAGAAUCGUGGAAAGAAGAAGGGACGAGGGAAGGACAGUGACAGCGAUGAUGAUGACAUGCCCCUGAACAAGUUCUCAUCCCUGGGAGUGAGUGAUGAAGAAGAAGAGGAAGAGGAGGAUGACGACCAACCAACAGCCACAUCAGGGUCUGCUUUCUCUGCUCUUAUGGUCGAGGAUUCUCCAGAAGAGGAAGAAGAAGAAGAAGAAGAAAAAGAGGAAGAAAUUGUUAAAGAAGAGCCCAAGAAGAAAGAGGAAAAGAAGGAGGAAAAGAAGGAGGAAAAGGAGGAAAAGAAGGAGGAAAAGAAGGAGGAUGAGUCUACAGGAGGUGGUGACACCACACAGGAAACACAAAACAACCCUGCCCCUGCUGAACCUGAGGUGGAGAAAAAAGCAGGGAAAAAAGACAAGAAAGACAAGAAGAAGAAGAAAAAAGACAAGUUCUCUUGGUUAGACGAGGAGGGAGGAACAGAUUUCCUAGACACGCCUGCUGAAGAGAAAACAGAAGAAAAGAAAGACACUAAGAAGAAAGGAAAGACAGAAAGCCCUCCCCCAGAAGAGGAGGAGGAGGAGGAGGUGUAUGAUAUGAUGGGGGAGGAGGGUCUACAGCAGGAAGUGGAAGAAGAGAAACAAGAAGACCUCUCGAAGAUGAGCAGAAAAGAUCGGAAAAAGUUGAUGAAAAAACAACAAUUUGACAAGAAAUAUGAGGAGAUGUUAGAGCGUGAGUCAGCUGACCUGGGCCAGUUCACUCUGUCACAACAACAAACCACUGCCAAGGGAGCUAUACUGGAAAACGUACAAGAUAUCAAGAUUGAUAACUUCUCCAUCUCAGCCAAGGGGAAGGUCCUUUUUGAGAACGCUCAGCUGCACAUCACAGCAGGCAGGAGAUACGGACUGGUCGGACCUAACGGCCAUGGAAAGACAACAGUACUGAGACAUAUCUCCACGCGAGCGCUGGCCAUCCCGCCAAACAUCGACGUGCUGUACUGUGAACAGGAGGUGGUCGCUGAUGAAACCUCCGCCGUAGAUGCCGUGCUCAAGUCUGACACCAAGAGACUGGAAUUACUGGAACUGGAAAAGACACUAUUAGCCCAGAAUGAAGCAGGAAAGGAAGUCAGUGAGCAAUUGAAAAAGUUAUAUGAUGACCUGAAAGCUAUAGGAGCAGACUCAGCUGAAGCUAGAGCAAGAAGGAUCCUCUCUGGUCUUGGCUUUACUAAAGAGAUGCAGGGCAGGGCCACCAAGAACUUCUCGGGAGGCUGGAGAAUGCGUGUGUCUCUGGCCAGGGCCCUGUUCCUGGAGCCAACACUCCUGUUACUGGACGAACCUACCAACCAUCUCGACCUCAACGCUGUCAUCUGGCUGGACAACUAUCUACAGCGAUGGAAGAAGACACUACUGGUGGUUUCCCACGACCAGAGUUUCCUGGACAAUGUGUGCACAGACAUCAUUCAUCUGGAUAUGUGCAAGCUGUUCUACUAUAGAGGGAACUACACUCAAUUCAAGAAAAUGUACAAGCAGAAGGCAAAGGAACUGCUGAAAGAGUAUGAAAAACAGGAAAAGAAAAUCCGGGAGUUGAAAGCUUCAGGCAAAAGCAAAGUACAAGCCGAAAAGAAGCAGAAGGAGAUCCUGACCCGUAAGCAGGCUAAAGGCAAGCGGAGGACAGAUGAGUUGGAGGACUCGGCGUCCAGUCAGACUGAGCUGCUGAGGAGACCUAAGGAGUACAAAGUCAAGUUCACCUUCCCCAGUCCGCCGGAGCUCAGUCCACCCAUCCUGGGACUCCACUCCGUCACAUUUGGUUAUGAGAAUCAGCCCUUGUUGUUCAAGGAUGUGGACUUUGGUAUUGACAUGACCUCUAGAGUGUCUAUAGUUGGCCCAAAUGGAGUGGGAAAAAGUACCUUCCUCAAACUGCUGGCAGGACAAAUACCACCACUGCAGGGAGAGCAGAGGAAAAAUCACAGACUGAAAGUAGGGUUCUACAACCAGCAUUCAGCAGACCAGCUGGAGGUAGACAUCAGCCCUACAGACUACCUACAGAAACACUUCAACCUGCAGUAUCAGGACGCCAGGAAAACUCUGGGCAGGUUUGGACUGGUCAGCUAUGCCCACACCAUCCCUAUACGAGAUCUCUCAGGUGGGCAGAAGUCCAGAGUGGUGUUUGCAGAACUUUCCUGCCGGGCUCCAGAUGUCAUCAUCCUGGAUGAACCUACCAACAACCUGGACAUCGAGUCCAUUGAUGCGCUGGCUGAUGCCAUCAAUGAAUAUGAAGGAGGUGUUAUUAUAGUGAGUCACGACGAGCGACUGAUCAGAGAAACAGAGUGCACCCUGUGGGUGGUGGAGGACAAGACCAUCAACCAGAUCGAGGGAGACUUUGAUGACUACAGAACGGAGAUCCUGGAAACUCUCGGAGAGGAGAUUGCACAUGCAGAACAGAUGUAGAUAGGAUGGCUCUUAAUCACUCACAGUUAAACUUAGCCUCCACCAGGCCUUCAUAUGGGCUCUUGAAUCUGCUUAACAGGGGUAGACAGGAUGGCUCUUAAACACUCACAGUUAAAUGUUGCCUCCACCAGGCCUUCCUACGGGGGUAAGGAUAAUAGAAUUUUGCAAAAAAGGGAGAUAAUUGGCCAAGAGAGUCAGUUUGUGGGAAGAUCCAAUGAACUCUAGUGACCAAACUCCCCUGGAAUUAUUCCCCCUAUUUGGCUAUGUUUUAGUUUUGAACCCGUGGUCUGGUGGAGAGUAAGUUGAACUGACAUUUGCAUCACAGCACAGAAACACUCCUCCCCCUUAUGGCUUCAUAGAUAUACAUGUAUAAGUACCUGAAAGAAGCAACAGAUGCCACUUUCAGUAAUAGCAGCUCAUUCGAAGUCUUCUAGCAUGUUUUAACAUGGAAUACUGCAUACUGGUAUAUAUGCCUUCCUACUGGUAUAUAUGCCUUCCCAUACCUUUGGCAGAAGCUUGAGUUAAACUCAGUAGCCAUGCAGGACUGUGGGUUUGGAAGCCUGCCUUGUAUGGUUCAGAUGUACAUUUGUUUGUAUUAUUUCUUCAAGUAAGUCAGAUAAACCAAAUAUGGAAACACCUACAUGUAGUAAUGGAUACACAUACACUUAGUAAGCAAUAACUUAACUACCAGUAAUAUGACAUAGCAAGCAGUUGUAGUCUCCAAUAGACAGGGUCAAAUGAAAAGUGAAAAGAAGCCAAAUCCGCAAAUAUGGUGAUAUGCCAGAAGCCAAAGUGAUUUGUUAGAUGAUACUGUUUUCUGGCGUAUUUAUGGCACAUUUCAAAAACAUGUGUACAUGUAUUUAUACAGCCACAAGGUUGUGAAACUUAGCUGAAGAUAUUCCUUUUAGAUCAAGUGCAACAGCGAUAAAAAAAUACAUGUAGGCAUAAGGUGUUGUUGUUACAAAGCUGUGUAAAACAAAAGAAUGACAAAAAUGUUCAAAAAUAAAGUUUAAUUGACAAAUGCUGCACUUUCCAUUGAAGUAAACACGCACGAAACACAAAUCCAAUGGUCAGUGGUUAGAAACUUUAUUUUAUGUCACAUAUAGCGUCAUAUAAUUUCUGCAGUACUGGAUUUAUUAUCUAAAUACAUUUUAUUUUCUUUUGUCAGAUAGCAUCAGAUACAUAUAAGCUAUUUGGUAACAAAAGCUAAGCGCUCACUGCUAUGACUUUUGUUAAUGAAAUGACUAUUAGCAAAUUUGUAAAGAGUUUCCCUGUAGCUGAUGUUCAGUCCUCGCUGCUAUCCGUGUCUCCCCCCUCUCCCAGAACUGUUGCAGUCAGUGAACGCAGGUCCUCAACUACAGAGCUCAAAGGUUCUG